This is a messenger RNA of Gongylonema pulchrum, 1589 nucleotides long. The record is from the annotation of a GenBank genome assembly. NCBI's taxonomy places the organism in Eukaryota, Metazoa, Nematoda, Chromadorea, Rhabditida, Gongylonematidae.
AUGGAUAACGGAAUAAUUUAUAGGUAUACGGUAACAGCAACAUCGGACGGUACCAAAUUAUCAAGUGCCGCCAAGGACAAAAGCGGUGAAGUGCCAGCAGUCCGUAUCAAAGCCAGGUACCAGUCGGUACAGAUAUUACCGAUGCAGGCCUACAGCGAUCUGCUAGCUUUCAUCAAACGGCGAUAUUUGUCACUCUGUUGUGCAUUGGAACCAAAUUUGAGUGUGAAAGCAAAGGAGGAUUUGGCAACAGCACUUGUACGGAUAAUGCACAAGCAGCAGAUGGCCAAACAUUUCCUCUGUGAUCUGAUCAUGUCUGAAGUGGAUAAUACUCUGGGCGAAUUUGUGAAAACAAUGCAACAAUCCGACAAGGACUGUGAGGUGGAUCCGCUAAAAAUGCCCAAUAUUAAUCCAAUAGCUCUGGAGAAGAAUCGCCAUCAGUUGGUGGCCGCUGUUGAAACUGCUUGGUGCAAAAUUUUGAACAGUACUGAUGUAUUUCCCAUUGAACUACGCGAAAUAUUCGAUUGCUUACGAAGGCGCCUUGAAGAUAUCGGCCGCUUGGAUCUAGCGGAUACGUUGAUUUCUUCUAGUAUCUUCCUACGCUUUCUAUGUCCGGCAAUACUUAGCCCCAGCUUGUUUAGCUUGGUUUCUGAAUAUCCCUCUGGGCGAGCAGCACGUAACUUGACGCUGAUUGCUAAAACAUUGCAAACGCUGGCAAAUUUCACGAAAUUUGGCGGUAAAGAGCACUAUAUGGAUUUCAUGAAUGAAUUCGUGGAACGUGAAUGGGAUAACAUGCAUCGCUACUUGGUGCGAAUAUCAACACUACCAUCGGAUAGUCCGAGAGCUGCAACCGGUGAAAAUGACUGGAAUAUCCCAGUGGAUGUCGGCAAAGAAAUAUCACUACUGCAUACGUAUCUGGACGAGGCGCAUACGUACAACAGUGCGGCGCAGCGUCCGGCCCAUAUUCAUAGUACGGUAAGCGAAUCGCAUGUAAUGCUGAAAAACAAUCCGGCAUCACAUUUGAACACAAAUGAUGAUUACGUACUGGAUAUCGCAUUGCUCAACGAUAGCUUGGCGAUUCGCCAGGCCGGUCUGACGGUACAGAAGCAUCGCAAUGCGCAGCAUCGUAACGCUCAACGACAUUUCAUGGAAAAUGCAUCCUGUGAGCGGCACAGUAGCAGAAGGAAUCCGUAUGCAGUAGCUGAUGUCUCGGCAGCUCAUGAACGGAUUGUAGCAUUCGAUGCUUCGGCAAUUAGUAACGGUUCGCAUACAAGCGCCGAAUAUAACACUGCAGCAUCGACAAAUAUCCCGCAAAGUCCAGCUUAUCCAGCAGGAAGCCGUCAUCGUCCUCCAAGUGAGGAAACUGAUUCUGAUGAAGCGCAUGAGCUUAGCGUUUCGACGCGCUCUCGACAUACUCGGCCAACACGGAAAAAUAAACGUCGCACAACGAGUUCGGCAGACCGCGAAAAACCGGCUGCAGUUGUAAAUGCAUGUCCAGAUACCGCUACGGCACCUUCGUCCAGUGGAUAUCAGAGUCAGAAUCCGAGUAGUAGGUUAGUUUUUUUUUUUGUUAGUUUUUUAUCGUCUUGACU